Anisakis simplex (herring worm) is the source of this 719-nucleotide messenger RNA. The record is from the annotation of a GenBank genome assembly. NCBI's taxonomy places the organism in Eukaryota, Metazoa, Nematoda, Chromadorea, Rhabditida, Anisakidae.
GUGAAUGUAUCAGUGCACAUUUGGAGCGAUCUGCGUGGUGUCCGGUAUGCGCACGUGAAUUCGACACGAUGACCGGUGUCCCGAUCGUUUUUCCAAAUUUUACGGCUUCCGCAAUUGCGGAUUCGAUCCGCUCGAAAGCCAAAGUGGCGAGAAGUAUUCGAUCGGCAGCGAAGCAGUGUGGAGCUUCGUCGUCAGAAGGCACAUCCGAUGAGCUAGUGGAUCUAGCGAUGAGUCUAGAUGCGGGUUCAAUCGAUCGCGUGAUGGAUGUGCUGAGAAAACGUCGAGAGCAAAUUGCGUUGGGUGAUGUGAGACGUAAGAAUAUAUUGAUGAAUGAGUUUCUGGACGAAAUGAUUUCGCGACGAGAGCAUACAAUAAGACAAGCACAACACGAAUUGAAUGUGCUCAAACAUGAUCGACAAGCUGUACAGACCAUCCUUAAAGUCGACAAAAAUUGUGGAGUAUCGUCAUCACAUCGUAUGGUACCAGAUGCGGGUGGUUUGCUCUCGUUGAACAAUCUGGUGAAUGGCGGUGAUUUAGUGGGUGCAAGUAGUAUUCGUGGCUCAUCGUCACAGCAGACACCGUCUGCAAUCCAAUCGCUGGCGGACUCCGGCACUGCCGCAUUGACACUAUCAGCAACGGAUGAAAUGGAAAUGAGUAAAUAUCGAUCACGUUUGCAACAGCAUAUGAAUGGACUGGAACAGGCAUAUAUUUUGAAGAGG